CAUCACACAAGGGGACUGGGUCACUGGCAGAAGAUGGAGAGCUGCCUGGACACACUGCAGGGAGAGUGCGGGGCAUCCUUUGAAUGCAGAAGGCAGGACUGAUGCAACGCUACUGGCCGCAGGGUACCGUUGCAGGCACCCUGCUAGCCACUGGAGGGGCCCUGGACCAGUGAUUGUGUAGCCCUGGGCCCUGUUCCUUUGGUGACGGCAACACCUUAUAGCCCUGAACCUUCUUCCACUGUGUCACUGGCGCAUGGCAGACAUAAGCUUAUUGGUCAUUGUGUUGUAGUACUCCGUCUCAGAUACGAAGACGACUCUUCCGAUUAAUUUUGACAAAAUGAACAAAGAAGCUGCUAAUCUGAUGGAGAAAGCUGAAGCUCCAGAUGUGUUCACUAUAGUCUCAACCUCCAACAAAGAUAACAAGAUGUUGAUCCAUGAGGGUGACAUAGCUGUAGGGAUCGGUCGCAGUGCCAUCAAGUGUGGUGGGGAUACCUGCAGAUGGAGCAAGAACAGCACUGGAACGGUCAUUGUGCCAUAUACCAUCUCUUCUGACUUCAGCUCUGCAGAUGUGUCUGUUAUACACGCUGCCAUGCAGGAAUUUUCUACUCUCACCUGUGUCCUCUUCACCCCAUGGACCUCAGAAGCAGAUUUUCUGCAGAUUAUAUCUGGCACAGGCUGUUGGUCAUCUGUUGGUAAAAUAGGCGGCAGUCAGGCCGUGUCGCUGGGCACUGGGUGUGUGGAACGAGGAACCAUGCAGCAUGAGUUGAACCACGCUCUGGGAUUCUAUCAUGAACAAAGCAGAAGUGACCGUGACAACUACGUUGAUAUAACACUGGAUAACGUCCUACCAGGAACAGAGGGGAACUUUCAGAAGUUUGACACCAAUAACCUGGGCUUGGAAUACGAUUACCUGUCUUUAAUGCACUAUGGAAGGUAUGCGUUCUCUAAGUCCCCUCAGACAGGCCUGGCCACCAUUGUCCCUAAGCCAAAUUCCUCUAAACCGAUUGGACAGAGAUACGGCCUCAGCAGCUUGGAUAUUGCAAAAAUAAACAAGUUGUAUAAUUGCGGAGUCUGCCGGGCCUUAUUGCCGGAUACUAAAGGUUCAGUGACAUCCUCCAACUAUCCCAAUAAUUACCCAAGUAAUAGCAACUGUCUGUGGCUCAUUCGUGUCCCAGCGAAUCAGAUUAUCUUGCAGUUCAGCGCUUUUGACAUUCAGCCCUCCCCAGCCUGUGCCUCUGAUUACCUGCGGAUAUAUGACGGGUACAGCAGGUCAUCUCCUGUAUUACUGGACAGAUCUUGCGGAGCUGGGCAGCCGCCCCCCAUGAUAUCAUCUGGGAAUGCCAUGCUUAUUGAAUUUAAUAGUGAUAAAGUGACUGAGGCAACUGGAUUCAAGGCUUCGUAUAGCACCGUGACGUGUGGAACCAUGCUUAACGGCUCUAUGGGCAGCUUAUCCUCUCCCAACUAUCCCUCUAAUUAUCCCCCCUCAAUGGACUGUACCUGGGUAAUAACAGCCCCAUCUGGGUUCAUGGUGUCCUUAAAUAUGACGGACUUUAGCUUGGAGGUCCAGCGUGGCUGCACGUAUGACUAUCUACUUGUGUUUAAUGGUCUACAGACAACAUCUCCCCUUAUUGGAAAAUAUUGUGGCACAUCCAUUCUGCCCAGUUUCACCUCAUCUGGGAAUUCUCUGCUCCUUCAGUUCCACAGUGAUAAUUUCAUUGGGACCAAAGGUUUCCUGGCCAAGUAUGCCUUCGUGCCACAGAAAUGAGAAAUAUGACCUACCGGAACACAAGAAGAUAGAAAUUAGUGAUAGUGAAUAGUGACUGAAGGCAUUGUGUGAGUGGACACAAUAAGAGGAGAAAAUGGAUGUAUUACAUGGAUGUACCUGCAGAACAUUUGCAAGACCAUCCGCUACUUGUGUUUUCCUGGUCGAAAUCUAAAAAGUCCCUGUUUUUUCCCUCUGUCCUUUGUUUUUUUUAAUCAAAGCCCUAAUGUACAUGAUUCUAAAGAUAAAUGUUACCUCGAAGCUUAGAAAACAGAGAUCCCUCUGUCAUUUCCUUUGUGUUUACAGUCUGCAAAUAAGUUAUAAGAGUGAUAUUACUACUUGGACUGUCGACUACUCCAUACCCCUCUCCUCCCCUUCCCCCUAAGGUUUCUCUGAUAUCAAUUUAGCUACUUUGCUCCGCUUGCUGGCCUGCUCUCUCCCAAUUGGCGCCAGCGGGAGAGCAGUCGAGUCUUUUUCUAGGAUAGCGUCUAGUUUACCUUCGUGGAGAGGACCUUUCCCAUAACCCCCUGGGUCCAUGUCACAAUCUAUUUGGAAUAGUAAAGUUUGACGAGCGAAGUGAGACACCGAGGCGAAGCGUGUCGAGCGAAGCGAGCCCGCGAGGGUCCAAUGCUGCAUAGAAUUUUUUUUUUAACCCAAACGAACGGAGAACGAAGAAAACAUUUAGGUGCUGUAAGGGCAGAAGUUCUCUCUUGCCCUCUCGUUUUGUCACUUCAAGGUCCUAAGCACAAAGGUAACAUAGACACAACCCUUUUUCUAGGCACACAGAGACACAGACGUAAGACUCAGGAGUACACCCCCCUUCCGCCACAACUGUGCGUGUUCAUAAUAAGAAGCAGAUUUAGCUGAGCCCACCCCUGGAUCCCUCUAUCCCUCCACCAACCCUCCUCCUUUGUCUAAAACAAAUCUCCUGUGUCUUGAAGGUUGUCUGUAUUUCAGGGGAUGGAAAGACCGUCAUUAUGGGAUCCAUCUUGCUGUAGUAUGGUGGUCGCUGAAUGCUUGGCGUUGUUUCUUCUGCCACCACACUUCUCUUGUAAUAAAUAUAGGUGACUUUUAUUC
This is a messenger RNA of Pseudophryne corroboree (corroboree frog), 2839 nucleotides long. RefSeq names its product embryonic protein UVS.2-like. Gene Ontology annotation, molecular function: metalloendopeptidase activity; zinc ion binding. The coding region runs from base 338 to 1765 and encodes 475 amino acids. The transcript is spliced from 14 exons. Gene Ontology annotation, biological process: proteolysis. NCBI's taxonomy places the organism in Eukaryota, Metazoa, Chordata, Amphibia, Anura, Myobatrachidae. The record is from RefSeq and is a predicted model, not a curated record.